Trichoplusia ni (cabbage looper) is the source of this 4855-nucleotide messenger RNA. It is a transcript of the gene Appl, whose product is annotated as amyloid-beta-like protein. The transcript is spliced from 17 exons. Gene Ontology annotation, molecular function: heparin binding; transition metal ion binding. Gene Ontology annotation, biological process: axonogenesis; central nervous system development. NCBI's taxonomy places the organism in Eukaryota, Metazoa, Arthropoda, Insecta, Lepidoptera, Noctuidae. Bases 194 to 2629 code for a protein of 811 amino acids. Gene Ontology annotation, cellular component: membrane; neuronal cell body; neuron projection. The record is from RefSeq and is a predicted model, not a curated record.
UAUCCUCCCUCUUGCGUCCCUGUCGCGCCUGCGCGAUCUCAGCCGCGCUCUCGCUCACUCCCGGGAGGGUCGAUCUAUACCACACUAGGUACGACUACAGUGCCGUACCGCCGACUAGUACGCAGGUUUCUGGCGUCUGGCACAAACGUCAGUGGUUGCCAGUCGAGUAAAGGAACACAACGCGGCCGCAAAAAUGACGCGCGCCGUGCUUUUUAUAAGUGUUUUUACCAUAUUUUUGGACGUCCUCCAUGCCGGACAGGCGAGUAGCGGAGCGGAGCCGCAGGUGGCGGUGUUGUGCGAGGCGGGCGGCACCUACCACCCGCAGUACAUGUCAGCCGCCGGCCGGUGGACCCCCGACCUCACCACUAAGCCCCACAACUGCCUGAAGGACAAAAUGGAGAUCCUCGACUACUGCAAGAAGGUUUACCCCAGCCACGACAUCACCAACAUCGUAGAGGCAUCUCACUACGUGAAGGUCAGCAACUGGUGCAAGCUGGGCACGGGCAACGCUGCCAAGUGCAAGGUGACCCGAUGGGUGAAGCCGUUCCGUUGUCUUGAAGGUCCAUUCCAAUCGGACGCUCUGUUGGUGCCUGAGAGUUGCCUGUUCGACCACAUCCACAACCAGUCGCGCUGCUGGCAGUUCGCCAGGUGGAACGCCACCGCCGGACGAGCCUGCGCCCAGCGAGGACUCAAGCUCAGGACCUUUGCCAUGCUACUGCCUUGCGGAAUCAGCCUGUUCUCUGGCGUCGAGUUUGUCUGUUGCCCAAAGCACUUUAAGGAAAACGUGAAGAUGCACAAGCCCAUGGAUGUCGGCGUUCCCGUCAGCCCCGGUGGUGAGGAGAUGCUUGCGGCUUCAGCGGCCAUGGAUGAGCGUGAAGAUGACUUGCUUGAUGAUGACGAUGCUUUAGAUGACGACGAUGAUGAUGACACCCUGAACCUGAGCGAUGACGACGACGACGACGAUACUGACGACGAUAUGGAUGAAGAUGAAGACGCCGACUUAUCUCGUGAUGAUGACACGGAGGAUGACGACUACACCGAUACUGAGGACAACUCCUGGCCACGCCCCGAGACUUCAUCCCCACCAUCCACCACGACCACCACCACAUCCACGACUACCACUACUACGGUGUCUACUGCUACUUCGGACCCUUAUUUCUCGCACUUCGACCCUCGUACUGAACAUCAGAGCUACAAGGACGCUCAGCAGAGGCUUGAGGAAACUCACCGCGAAAAGAUCACCAAGGUAAUGAAGGAAUGGUCGGAGCUCGAAGACCGGUACCAGCAGAUGAUGAACACUGACCCCGCCGCCGCACAGACCUUCCGUCAACGCAUGACCGCUAAGUUCCAGUCCAACAUUCAGUCUCUUGAGGAAGAAGGAGUUGCUGAACGACGUCGAUUGGCUGCUCUUCACCAACAACGUGUCCUGGCUCACCUCGCUCAGCGUCGCCGCACCGCACUCGCCUGCUACACUCGCUCCCUUCGAGACACCCCUCCUAAUGCUCACCGCGUCCAGAAAUGUCUGCAGCGUCUUGUGCGUGCGUUGGCCGCUGAACGAAGUGGAGCUUUGGCCGCGUGGCGCCGCGCCGCCGCCGCCGGACGCGAGGCCGCCGCCGCCGAGCGGGCCAGUGCUGCUGACCGACUGCAGGAUGCUGACCGCGCUCUUCAACGUGCUCUGACUGCUCUCCGCCGCCGACCCCAUCUCUAUGCCAACAUUGGAACCGCUAUUGAAGACUACGUUCAGUCCAUGCAAUCCAAGGACGACAUGGCCGUAUCCCUGAUGUCCAUGACUCCCGAAGCCGAGGAACUACUGCUGGACCGCAUCGAAGCCGAAGUACAACGUGAACAGGCCGCUCGUGACCAGCUCAACGCCAAACGUGACCAACGCACUCGCCAGCGACAGGACAUCCAGAACGAACGCGAGAAGACUUCAAACGGUGUUAAGGAGAGCUUGGAAACUGACGAUGAAGCCAGCGAGGCGAGUGAGAUCGAGGACUCGUCCAGCACCCGCGGGCCUGCACCUUCCGCAUCCGCUCCCCCCUCCGCCUCCCCCUCCGCCGCCGCUAGCGUAUCCCCCCUGCCCUCUGCUGCCUCCGUCACCCCGCAUGACAUCACCACCCAUGCUGCUUUCUCACAGGACACUACUACCACCGAAAUCAUUACGAGCACGAUGACCGACAUUCCGGAGAGCGAGACUGCUGAGACUGGCGAGAUUAGCGAGACCUCCAGCCGACGAUCGACUAGCGAGACUGAGGGAGAAGGCUUACGGGCGGCUCUAGAACAUGCUGAGGAACGCGCUCCACCACCGCCCGCGCAUGCGCUCAAACACGAACUGCAGCACUCGCAGCCUGGCUACACAGUGCGCGGCGCAGGCGGGCUGGGGUCCGGGUCCACGGGCGCGGGCGCGCUGUACCCGGCGCUGUGCGUGGGCGGCGCGGCGCUGGCGGCCGCCGCCUGCGUGGCGCUCGCCGUGGCGCGCCGCCGCGACCGCGCGCCGCCCGCGCAGGGCUUCGUGCAGGUUGAACAGACCGGCGCCGUCGCCCCGACUCCCGAAGAGCGACACGUAGCCAACAUGCAGAUCAACGGCUACGAAAACCCCACCUACAAGUAUUUCGAGGUCAAAGAGUAAAUUCUUUUCCUCAGCCAUCUCCCCCUCCCCCCACCCGACCCCAUCAGGAGUGCGCGAAGCUCGCCAAGUCCAGCCAAGUGAUUGAAACCCAUCGGUGAAAUCAACUUUGGACGGGAGUGUUAUAGAUUGUUGUGGAGUCCUUUCGGCCAUUUCUUCAGUCUAUUCCCUUUAAAUAAUUACAGUAUCAUGAACAAUGAAUCUCAGAUAGAAAUUGGAAAUCGUCCCAUCGAUAUUUAUCACGACUAAGAUGCUGCUACAAAGUUUUGAAGGGAAUAGACCGAUAUCUAAAUUAUUGUGAUGUGUGCUAGAUGCCCCUAGAGACAGGGUGUUUUUUCUACCCUACACCUUUAUCUAUUGUCCUCAGCCUAAUUCUUUAUGGAAUGAAUGUGUGUGAAACUUAUAUAUUGUUCGGUGACGCCGCACUCCCGGCGGGGAGGGUCCCCCCUUUUGUUAUAAACAUUCAUUUAAUAAAGCUUGUGUGAUUAGUGGGAAUCUUCGUUUGCCGUAACGCGGUCAGUCAUACUGUUAAGGUUAGAAGUGAUAACGGUUUAUGUUUUGUUAUUUAUUUUAGCACCAAAAUGUUUUUUUAUUAUUAUUUCUUAAGAACUUAGGUCUAAGUUUCUUUGUCUAGUGUCCUAGAAUUCAUAAGUGUCACUGUAGUGGAAUUUUAAAUUAAGUUUUUGAUGCCGCUCCCGCAGUGGUGACGUCCGACGGACUCACUUGUCCUUUGGUGCGUUUUGUUAGUCGUUACUCGAAUGAUCUCAGUUUUAGUCUGUCUAUCGUUUAGCUAUAGUUUCCCUGUACUAGUUCGUUGAAUGUUACCACUGGGGCGAGUGGAACAAACGUCCAUGGUACGCUGUGUAUAUAGGCUCCGCGUACAAAUUUGAACUUAAAUUACUAACACCUAAUGCCCGCUUUCAUUUAAUUUUCUAACGUAGGUAGAACAUAACGUGAAUUUUAUGUAAUAAAUGCGGAAAUAUAUUUUAAUAAUUAAUGUGUACUUAGCAAUGGGACGGGCGGCAAAGCCGGCGCGGGUGAACGAUUCUCGUAUUCACAUCUUCUAUAACAUUCCUUCAUACUAUUUAAAGUUCAGUAAUGAUAAGUUGUCGGUAUCCUGUCUCUGUCUGCGCCACACCCACUUGGGUCCUUCUCGUUCGCCCGCGGGACAAUACUCAAGUUCCCGAGGUGAGAGGUCGCCGUGUACUCAACGUGCGUUUAGUCAUUAUGAAUUCUCGUCUCACAUGGAUUCGCGCCGCGACAUUCAGUGUGCUAGCAUUUGUUUAUCUAGUCAAGGCAACAGGGGCAUCUAUAUUUGGCAAACAUUUGGGCAAACGGUUGUGUACGCACCUUGGGUACGCGGUCGCGAGGCAAAUAAGCUUAGUGAGUGUAUGUACGGUUAAUAUAUAAGUAGAUGUACAAAAGUAAUACAUUAUAUAGAUGUUUUAGCGUCAGAUACAUAGAUAUAAAGCAAAAUAUAAUUAUAUAUCGCAUUCGUCCGUAUAAAGUAAGGGCUUGCGCUCGUGUCUAAUCCCACGUACCACACUUAAUGUUACGUCGUAGUUAAGAUGUAAUUCUGCCUCAGUAUUAUAUACAUUUAAGCUUAUUUGUUACAUAAGCUAAUUUAUAUACACUAUUUCUAUUUAUUUACGGGCGUAGUGGCGUUACUACAAAUGAAGUCAUAUCAGAUGCGCCACGGCGCUCUGUUGCGUCUGUUUCGCUGCAAAAGCUCUGUAGGCGGCGCCACUGGCGCUACGAUGUAAGUCGCGGGGUGCGCAACAGAUGGCGCUGACCGAACUGCCUCGCGGCGAGACAGGCGCGAGUAGACGCCCGCCCGUGCUUAUUGUACGGCAUUUACGUAAGUUACUCACUGUGUAUAACGUAAGUUUAAUCCCGCAUCAAGUAACCGCUAUGUAUUUUUAAUAUGAUGGUAAUGAGCCGACCACUUAUUUUUUUAACAAAACUUUUUGCUCAAAAUCAGCUGUCUCUUGUCGGUAUAGGAUGUCUACUUUCAUUCGAUAUAACUUUAUUGUCGUUCGUCAACAAUACUCGAUGUUAGUAGUACCUAAAACAUGGUUUAUGUAAUGUACCUUUUUCCAAUCACUGUUUCACGUAUUUUAAUAAGUAUUCUACAUAAUAAUUAAUGGUUUGAUGAUUUUUGUGUUUACUGUGCUGCAUUUUAUUGUGAGUUCGAAGUUCAAAUUGAAUCAAUAAAUAGAAAUUAUAAUA